GAUCUCUCCCUUGGGUAACCGACGGGGGUAGCAAUGAAGGAGCGGAGGAUCUACACGCUCCUCGGCCUCCUCCUCCUCGCCGCCGUCGGCUACCUCAACUGGUCAUCGAGCGGCGGGGGCGGUGGCCGCGGUGGCGUCCGGAUACCGAUCCCGUGGCUCCAGCCGAAAAUGGGUUUCGUCGGCAGGAACGGGACCCGGUUCAUCGACCUCGAAGACGGGUCGCCGGCGUACGUCAACGGAUGGAACUCCUACUGGCUCAUGUCGUCCGACUCCAGCGAUCGGGUGGUGGAGAUGCUCCGGCGUGGGAGGGCGAUGGGGAUGUCGGUGUGCCGGACCUGGGCGUUCAGCGACGGUGGACCCAACGCGCUCCAGAUCUACCCUGGUCACUUCGACGAGCGGAUCUUCCAGGCACUGGAUUUUGUCAUAUAUCAAGCAAGGAAGCAUUACAUACGGUUAAUUCUUUGUCUUGUAAACAAUCUUGGCGCAUUUGGGGGAAAAUCUCAGUACGUUAGGUGGGCACAAGCUUCUGGGAUCAAUGUGUCAACUUCCACAGAUCCAUUUUUCUCGCAUCCAACCAUCAAGGGCUACUAUAAGGAUUAUGUUAAGGCAAUAAUUUCAAGAAAGAACACAUAUAGUGGCAUCAGAUACCGCGAUGAACCUGCCAUAUUUGCUUGGGAGCUCAUUAAUGAGCCUCGAUGUGAAUACAAUUCAUCCGGUCCACUUCUUCAGGCCUGGAUCGCUGAAAUGGCAUCCUAUGUAAAGAGCUUGGAUGAGAAACAUCUUGUCACAGUGGGGCUUGAAGGGUUUUAUGGACCUGCAAGGAACGACCGGUUGGGUGCUAAUCCAGGGUCAUGGGCAGCUUCACUUGGUUCUGACUUCAUACAAAACUCAGCAAUUGAGAAUAUUGAUUUCGCUUCGGUACAUGCAUAUCCAGAUAGCUGGAUUCCAAAGGCAAGCCUGGAAGAAAAGGUUGAGUAUCUCUCAAGUUGGGUUGAUUCUCACGUCAAUGAUAGUGAGCAUGUGCUAAAGAAACCAGUCCUCUUCUCCGAGGUUGGCUCCCAUUUGCGUGUAAAGAAAAAUGGGACAUAUGACAGAGACAUAUUACUGAAGAUCGUCUAUGACAAAGUAUACGAGUCAGCUAAGAAGGGGCAAGCUGCAGCGGGUGCUUUAAUUUGGCAAUUGAUGGUUGAAGGAAUGCAGAGUUAUCAGGAUGAGUUCUCAUUGGUAGCAAGCGAGCACCCAUCCACAUAUAAACUGAUAGCACAACAAUCUUGUCGACUGAGAAACUUGCACAUGACAAAGGAUAACACAAGUAGAGAAGUUGUCCAGAGCUGUUUGGAGCCACCAUCCUAAGGAUCGAAGACUUCCAACCAAGGUAGAAAUGGCUAUUUGAUGACAUGAUCAACGACGUAGAGAUUUGUUUAUGAAAUAGAGAGAGAUUAGAUUUGACAUCCUGCGAGCUACCACCAGAAGCAUUCAGACAAGAAGACCAACUACUAGUUGGAAACGAUUGCGACAAAGGAUGGAAAGGAUUUGUAUGUUAUUUUUCACUGGCACACAUGAUGGAUUUUUUUCCAUAUUAGAAGAGUAUGUAGCACAUGAAGACAACAAACUUAUUCAUGAUUACUUGUAAUUACUUGUGAGAAUAAAUUGAUCAAUUCCUUGUUUUUU
Musa acuminata subsp. malaccensis (wild Malaysian banana) is the source of this 1671-nucleotide messenger RNA. Its product is annotated as mannan endo-1,4-beta-mannosidase 6. The record is from RefSeq and is a predicted model, not a curated record. Lineage: Eukaryota; Viridiplantae; Streptophyta; Magnoliopsida; Zingiberales; Musaceae. Gene Ontology annotation, molecular function: mannan endo-1,4-beta-mannosidase activity.